CCACAAUAUCGAUUGGAACAAUGUUUGUAUUCUAAAAAAGUAAUAUGAACAAAUGGAAAGAGAGACUUAUAACACAAUCAAAUUGAUUAAGGUCACACCGGAUACAUGUAACAAGGGUGACUCAGUACAACUGUCAACAACCUGGAAUACAAUUCUGAAUUCACAAAAAUGAAUGAACAAAAUAAAAGAACUAUAUAUGUGAGUACAAAUCAUAAAUGUGUGAAUAAAAAACCAAAACAAUUCCAACAGUGUUGUGAAGACGGGCAGUAAUUUUGCUCAAAAUAUUAGCGAUAACAAAACUCAUCAUUGUGUGUAAACCAUUGAAAUAUAGUUAUACUAUAUUUGAUCAAACGUUUUACUGACAUUAAGUCACCUUGCAGUUCUGUGACUAUCAACUUGCUUCAUUUAGUAAAAUCACACAUCGUUUCUGUGGGUAUUGCGAUUAGUAUUUCUGGUCUCAUUGCUUCACUCGUGUUCUUCCUGAUAAGCUGGUCGGCCAAGAGAGAAAUAUUUCUGUAGUAUUUCUUAUAUAAGCCUCUUGCGAUUCGCCUACUUCUAAUACUUUUAAUUUUGAUUAUUGGAUUUUCAGUGCCCUAGAAUUGAAUACACAUGGCUACUGACAGGACCGAUUCAUAUGAAUGGACCUGUGAAUCGGAAAUUGAACUUUUCCGAGGAUUAAUUAAGCACAAACCCGUUGGGGUAUUUCGCCACUUCAAAAUGAUGUGUUUGUGCAAUCACCUGAAUUCAGUUCUUCGUGAACCAGUAACUCCUGAUGAUAUUUGGAAGAAACUGGAUACACUUUUCAAUAUGGAAGAACUGCAUGAAUCUGAAGGGAACCCUUUUCAAGGUAAAAUGCAAGAAUUUAGUCUACCGGAGGAGUUUGAUUCAUUGAAGGAAUUGCCGUUUCCCCGUGUUAUUCACCGAAGCGAUACAGCUACACGGAAAUCUUCAAUUUUAGAUACUUCUAAUCGAAAACGAAUAAGAAAGUCGGUACGCUGGGCUGACAUUCUUACAACUUCAGAUGAUAUGGUUCAAACACCGACUAAAUCAGCAGUCACUCCCGCUGUAGGUGUUGGCAGUUCACGCAAAAGGAGGCGCUGA
Molecule: messenger RNA, 1101 nt
Organism: Trichobilharzia szidati
Lineage: Eukaryota; Metazoa; Platyhelminthes; Trematoda; Strigeidida; Schistosomatidae
Source: the annotation of a GenBank genome assembly